Selaginella moellendorffii is the source of this 1488-nucleotide messenger RNA. Its product is annotated as cytochrome P450 71A1. The record is from RefSeq and is a predicted model, not a curated record. NCBI's taxonomy places the organism in Eukaryota, Viridiplantae, Streptophyta, Lycopodiopsida, Selaginellales, Selaginellaceae. Bases 1 to 1488 code for a protein of 495 amino acids. Gene Ontology annotation, molecular function: monooxygenase activity; oxidoreductase activity, acting on paired donors, with incorporation or reduction of molecular oxygen; iron ion binding. The transcript is spliced from 2 exons.
AUGGAGGGCUUGUUUCAAAUCGGGACGGCAGCAAUUUUUCUAUCAUGGAUUGCCUGGAGUUUGUUCUUCGCACCAAGAACAAGGAUCUACCGAGGUAAUUUGCCUCCCUCGCCAGGAUUUGCUCUCCCGAUAAUCGGCCACCUUCACUUACUUGGCAAUUUGCCACACGUCUCCUUCAUCGAACUGGCCAAGCGCUAUGGCCCGUGUCUAAUGCUCAAGCUUGGAUCAUAUCCAAGCCUGCUUAUCUCGUCGCCCGAGUUUGCUCGAGAGGCUCUCAAGGUGAACGACAUCGUCUUCUCAUCGCGGCCCAGCUUGGCGGCCUCCAGGAUCCUGGCAGACAACGCGGCGGGGAUUCUAUGGGCUCCCUACGGCCAGGAGUGGAGAAACUUGCGCAAGCUUUGCUCGCUGGAGCUCCUGACCUCGAGACGAAUCGAGGAAUCGCGGCCGGUGCGAGCGGCCGAGGUUGCGGCAGCGAUGGCGAGAGCAAAGGAGAUUUCCAAGGCGGGGAUUUGCGUGAACUUGACGAGCUUGCUCGAGGAUCUCACUUUCGAUAUCAUGCGAGUGUGGGUCAUGGGAUCGUCGGAGAGCUCCCGAUCCUCGGCCGGGGUUUACAAGCGAGUGAUGAAAGAAUCCUUCGUUGCUGGCGGGGAAGUUCACGUCGGGGACUACGUACCUUGGCUCUGGUGGCUGGAUCUUGCAAAGGUGGCGCGCAUGAAAAGAGUUCACGGUGAGAUAGACGAUAUCAUCCAGAAAGAGAUCGACGAACACUGCGGCAAGAGAAGUGGCAGCGACGAUUUCAUCACUGCCACCCUUCGAAACAACGAGAUUUGCCGCACGGAUCGCGAUCGCAAGGGACUCAUCACUGAUGUCAUAGGAGGCAGCACUGACACCAGCGCUUUGACGGUGGAGUGGGCGAUGGCGGAGCUCAUCAACAAUCCUCGAUCGCUGGAGCGAGCACAAGACGAGCUCCUCCAAACUUUCGGCAAAAAUUCGCUCGUGGAGGAAGAUCGACUGGAGGAGCUCGAGUUUCUAACCGCGGUGGUCAAGGAAACACUGCGCUUGCAUCCAACGGCGCCCAUCCUCAUCUACGAGACGACGCACGAGUGCCAACUCGAGCGCUACACCAUUCCUCCAAAAACUCGCGUCUUCAUCAACAUCUAUGGGAUCGCCAGGAGCGAGGCGUCGUGGAGCGAUCCCCUGGCUUUCAAACCCGAGAGAUUCCUGGGCAGCGGCGCGAUCGAUGUCCGCGGCCGCGACUUUGAGGUGCUCCCGUUUGGAUCCGGCCGGCGUGGAUGCCCCGGGAUUCAGCUGGGAUUCACGAUGGUGAUGCUCGUCCUCGCGAACUUGCUGCACGGAUUCCACUGGAGCUUACCGCCAGGGCUAUCGCGGCUGGAUAUGAGCGAGGAGAGUGGCCUCACGAUUCCUCGCGCGAUCCCUCUCGAGCUCCUGGCAGUGCCGCGCUUGGAUGCGCGCUCCUAUUCUGUUUGA